Oxyura jamaicensis (ruddy duck) is the source of this 2824-nucleotide messenger RNA. It is a transcript of the gene RAB3B, whose product is annotated as RAB3B, member RAS oncogene family. Gene Ontology annotation, cellular component: plasma membrane; synaptic vesicle; endosome. The transcript is spliced from 5 exons. The coding region runs from base 173 to 832 and encodes 219 amino acids. Lineage: Eukaryota; Metazoa; Chordata; Aves; Anseriformes; Anatidae. Gene Ontology annotation, molecular function: GTPase activity; GTP binding. Gene Ontology annotation, biological process: protein secretion; protein localization to plasma membrane; regulation of exocytosis. The record is from RefSeq and is a predicted model, not a curated record.
GGUGCCCCCCCCUCGGCACAGCUCCGCCUUCGGGGCCGCCCCAGGUGCCGGCGGGGGGGCGGCUCCCGCCACGCUUGCAACGGCCGCGGGACCGGCGCACGGCUCGGCUCGGCUCAGCUCUGCCCUUCCUCCUCCUCCUCCUCCUCCUUCUCCUCUGCUGCCGCCGCCCCAGAUGGCUUCAGUAACAGAUGCCAGAUACAGGCAGAAAGAUACUUCAGAUCAAAAUUUUGAUUACAUGUUCAAACUCCUGAUCAUUGGCAACAGCAGCGUGGGGAAAACAUCCUUCCUCUUCAGAUACGCCGAUGACACUUUUACGCCAGCCUUUGUUAGCACAGUAGGAAUUGACUUCAAAGUGAAAACAGUUUAUAGGAAUGACAAACGAGUGAAACUGCAGAUUUGGGAUACAGCUGGACAAGAAAGAUACAGGACCAUCACUACAGCCUACUACCGAGGAGCUAUGGGCUUCAUCCUCAUGUAUGAUAUCACCAGUGAAGACUCUUUCAAUGCAGUGCAGGACUGGGCCACACAAAUCAAGACUUACUCCUGGGACAACGCACAAGUGAUUCUUGUUGGAAACAAAUGCGACAUGGAGGAUGAAAGGAUUAUUCCUUUGGAGAAGGGGAAGCAUCUGGCUGAUCAGCUAGGUUUUGACUAUUUUGAAGCCAGUGCCAAAGAAAACAUCAACGUAAGGCAGGUGUUUGAGCGUCUCGUGGAUAUAAUUUGUGAAAAGAUGUCGGAGAGUAUAGAAUCAGACUCUUCCAGGGGCACUUCUGGAAGGAAUGUGCGGCUCACAGACAACCCACCCCCUUCGCAGCAGAACUGCUCAUGUUAGUGACAUGUCUUGCUGAGAAAUGUCCUUCUCCUUUCCUAACUAAAUUUUCUCUUUUCAUUUGUGGUGGUGCAUUAUCAUGUAAUCCAAAGGCAGAAGUCUCUGUUGUAGGAAACUGGUAUGUUUGUUUAAUGUGCUGGAGUGUUUAAUAUUAUGUAUUUCCUCAUCCGAUAAUUUAAAAAAAAAAAGAAUAAAUAUCGUAAGUGCACCUAGUGUUAAUGUGUGAGUUACGCUGAAGAAAAAGAAUUGUAUAAUGUUGCAAAUGUUAUUUCCACAGAGAAUGUUGCAUUUUUAAUGAUAAAGCCUACUAUUGCAGAAAGAGUUUUGUUCAAACAGCAGGAAACCUAAAUGGAGGGAAAAGGUCUAAAAGAAAAUGGGGAUAAAACCAUCUUCUCUUAUAAGGCAAGAAAUCACUGGUUUUAUUUUUAUAUUUUUAUUGUUUACAUUAUUAAAAACAACAAGCUAUCCCCAGAUAUUUUUGGAGUCGUGGCUGGUCUCCUCUAGACAUGGACCUUGUUUUUACUGUAUGAUGGAGCAGAACACCAUGUAUUUCCAUCUGACAGUUCAAGGUCCUUCAGAGUGCCAAGAGCAUGAGGGUUGUCACAGUUUGUGCCAAGCCUCUAAAUGGAGGAAUAUGACGUGGAGGAAUUGAAGUUGACAAGCAGGGAGGAAAAGUCCUUGCAGCCAUACCUGCCCUGCCCUGUGCUCUUGGCUCGUGUUGGGUGAAGGACCGACAGCCCUUCUGGGGGCUGCUCUGUCCUGCAGCCUUCUCCUCAGUCUCAGGUAACUGCUUGCGAGGCGCUGCCGGUGUUACUGGUCAGCACCUUGCUGUGCACAAGCAUUUGAACCACGAGAGCUAACUCUCCUGCAGCCUUUUCUGUUACUUGUCUAGGUUUGGAUGUACUCUGAGCAGCUACUCGAUGGCAGAUAUUUUGCAGGAUAAAGGAAGGAGGAUGUGGCUGCAGCAUGCUUGGUUGGAGGCACAUUCAGACAAGUAAGAACAGCACUAUCUCAGAAAAAUAUCAGGAAACAAAAUCUUGUUGCCAAUAUUAUUAGAUUUUUUUUUUUUUUGCAUUUUGUUGAUUUCUGUUUUUGUGCUAGAUGGGUGCAUGUGUGAGCAUGGAUUUUCAGGUUUCAGAUUCAACCGCAAGGUACAAUUAAAAAAAAAAAAAGUGUGUGUGUAGGGAGGGAAAGACGUGAUUAAUAAAACUUAAACUACAAAAGAAAAAUGUUAAAGAUAUCCUAUCAGUUAUGCUACAGACAUUUUAUUCCAUGAUUCUCUGAAGGGAUGCACAUUUUUAAUAUUCAAUACCUAAAAUAUUCACAUAUUUCCAACAUCUCUAAAAUUAUAAUUGUCUAUGUAUGUGUGUAGAACUCCGUAUACGUGUACUACCCACAUGCAGAGCUUGCAUUUCUCUAAAAUAUAUGGAGGAACUGCUUUUGCAAAUCUGUGAAAUUGUGUAGAGUGUAUGCCUUUGUUCAUGAUCACAAUCAUUUGCCCAUCCCAGCUCCAAACAGUGACUGCAAAUUGCAUCUUUGAGUGUAAAUUAGGUGGAUAUAGAAAGAUUUGCAGUCUUAAGGGUGAAAAUUAUGAAAAGUUUUUAUUAGGUCUAUGGACUCCUCUGACCAAGGAGAAUUUGUUAGAAACUGGAGUCCAGUAUCUGCCCACUGCACUGUGAUUUGCUGGAUCAUUGCACUAGUGAAUGCUUUUGUAAUUUUGUUCUGUCAUGUCUCAAAGCAUAAUAGUUCUAAGAAAAAAGCACGGUAUUCUGGAGAAAAAUAUAACUACAUCGAUGUAGUUUGAGCUCAUUGUACUCAAGGCUUGAUCCCUUUGCAACAGAGUUUGUUUGUAUUUGUUUGUUUGCUUUCAGAAAUCUCUACUGUGACAUUUUGGGUGUGUAUGAUCUAGUACUGAAAAUGCGAUUUGUGCAGUGCAAGGAAUGUGAUUAUUGUACCUAAUCUCCUGAAACUGCAAAAUAAAGAGAAAUGUCAUCA